AUGGGAGAAAACAAUCACAAAGACCAAAAGCCAAUUUCGUAUGAGAAAUCCAAUAAACCCAUUUUUUCGUCUUAUGCUUCUUCUUCUUCUUCUUCGCCAUGCUCGUUUACGGCGAUCAUCAUCAUCCUGAUCUUCCUCUCCUAUUUCUUAUACUCAUUCAGUUUCAUAUCAUUUUUAAACCCGUAUUCUCCUUCUAGAAUCCCCAAUUCUCUCCUCGUACCCGUCAUCCGACUCGGGUCGGGUCAGAGACCGGAGGAGAAAACAGAGCUUAAGCACGUAGUAUUCGGAAUCGCCGCGUCCUCUGAUCUGUGGAGGCAUCGGAAACAAUACGUGAAAACAUGGUGGAGACCAAACGGAGAGAUGAAAGGCGCCGUUUGGCUCGACGUGUCCGUCAACGAUUCCGUUUCUUCACCUUCCUCUCCCUUGCCUCAGAUCAAAAUAUCCUCCGACACGUCGAGUUUCAAGUACCGUCACCGCAACGGUCACAGAUCAGCGAUCAGGAUCACCAGAAUCGUGUCGGAGACGGUGAGGAUGCUGAACGGAACUGAAUCUGAGAAAGACGUGAGGUGGGUGGUUAUGUGUGACGACGACACUGUGUUUUUCCCGGAUAAUCUGAUCAGGAUUUUGAGAAAGUACGAUCACAAACAGUUCUAUUACAUCGGAGCUCCGUCGGAGAGUCAUUUGCAGAAUCUGCAUCAGUUUUCGUACGGAAUGGCGUACGGAGGAGGUGGCUUCGCGAUAAGCUAUCCGUUGGCGAAGGUCCUGGAGAAGAUGCAAGAUCGGUGCAUCGAGAGAUACUCCGAUCUGUACGGAUCCGAUGACCGGAUUCAUGCUUGUAUGGCGGAGCUCGGUGUUCCUCUCACUCGUGAAAAUGGUUUUCAUCAGUUUGAUGUAUACGGGAAUCUCUUGGGUCUAUUAUCGGUCCAUCCACAGACGCCAAUAGUCUCAAUGCAUCACCUAGACGUAGUCGAGCCUAUAUUCCCAAAAACGGACCGUGUCAGUGCCAUUAAGAGACUCAUGAUCCCAGCAAAACUCGAUUCAGCUAGCCUUUUCCAACAGUCGAUAUGUUACGACACAAGCCGACAAUGGACAAUGUCUAUCGCGUGGGGAUACACGGUCCAUAUCACACGCACGUACAUGCCAGCAAGGAUGAUGGAAAUGCCCACUCGCACUUUCAACGACUGGCACAAACGUCGUGACUUCACCAAUCUUGCUUUCAACACACGUCCCAUAACUUACACCGAUUGUCAACGUCCACGUGUGUUUUAUUUGUCUCGUGUGCUCAACGAUUCUUCUUCGGACAUGACGCUUAGCGAGUAUUUGAGGCACAACGAGUGGAAUCCUAAAUGCAACUGGGGAAUCCAAGACCCUUCUGAUAUUAAUCGGAUUUUCGUCUACAAAAAGCCUAACCCGGAUAGGUGGAAUAAGGCUCCAAGGAGAGAUUGUUGUAGAGUAGUGCCUACAACGAAGAAGGGAACUAUGGUGAUCAAUGUCGCACCUUGUGCAAAUGAUGAAAUUGUUGCCUAUUCUGAUAAAUAG
Messenger RNA from Microthlaspi erraticum, 1539 nucleotides. Lineage: Eukaryota; Viridiplantae; Streptophyta; Magnoliopsida; Brassicales; Brassicaceae. The record is from the annotation of a GenBank genome assembly.